Messenger RNA from Salmo salar (Atlantic salmon), 549 nucleotides. It is a transcript of the gene sf3b5, whose product is annotated as splicing factor 3b, subunit 5. NCBI's taxonomy places the organism in Eukaryota, Metazoa, Chordata, Actinopteri, Salmoniformes, Salmonidae. Gene Ontology annotation, cellular component: precatalytic spliceosome; U2 snRNP. The record is from RefSeq and is marked provisional. Gene Ontology annotation, biological process: mRNA splicing, via spliceosome.
UCCGUUUCCUCUGCGAAUGACGCUGACCUGAAAUAAUCAACAUCGUCGUACACAUUUGAACAAAGGUCUUGAUUUUGUACUUUUGCCUGAAGAUGACAGACCGCUACAACAUUCACAGCCAGUUGGAGCAUCUUCAAUCUAAAUACAUUGGAACAGGCCAUGCGGACACCAGCAAGUGGGAAUGGUUGGUGAACCAACAUCGGGACUCGUACUGUUCAUAUAUGGGUCACUUUGACCUGCUGAAUUACUUCUCUGUUGCUGAGAACGAGAGCAAAGCCCGCGUGCGCUUCAAUCUCAUGGAGAAGAUGCUGCAGCCCUGUGGCCCACCUUCGGACAAACCUGACGAUGCUUAGGCUAAGGAGUUCAACUGGCAGGAUGUAGAAAAUGUGGUUUUUACUGUUUGGCUAUCCAUCAUGUUGAUAAGAAGUCAUGUUUGAGAUGCAUGAAAUGGAAGCAAUGUUGACAGACAAUGAAUCAGUUUUCCUUUUCCCCCCCCACCCAUUUUGAUAUUUGCCUUAAUAAUUUGCAUUGGAAAUAAACAUUGAAAUG